Molecule: messenger RNA, 1308 nt
Organism: Drosophila subpulchrella
Lineage: Eukaryota; Metazoa; Arthropoda; Insecta; Diptera; Drosophilidae
Gene: imd
Product: protein immune deficiency
Exons: 2
Coding region: 112-936 (274 amino acids)
Biological process (GO): signal transduction
Molecular function (GO): protein binding
Source: RefSeq, a predicted model, not a curated record
GGCCUGCCACCACCAAAUCGCAAAGAAGAAUCACAAAGGCAGAAAACUCCCCAAUCUGUGGAAUUUCCGGAGACGAAACACAUUCAUAGCGUCGGGUUAUCAACGAGCAGCAUGUCGAAGCUCAAGAAUCUGUUGCCCACAAUCUUUGGCGGGAAGGAGGCAGCCCAGAAUCCAACGGCAAACGAGGGCCGUCUGGAAAAGGACGCAGCGCCCGUGGACGACAGCGAGCCAGAUAACAACAACAGCGGAGCCCUGGCGCUGUCAUCCUCCACUGGCACGCCCACCGCCUCCGCGGAUCUCACAGAGUCCGUGCUGCGCGAGCUCAGCGAUCCCAACUACAACUCCAUGGACAUGGUGCAGUCUGCCAACAUCCCGGGAACCCUGAGCAACGCCCAAACAAACAACACUAUGAACGUGCACAGCGCCCAGCAACAGGUGGUCAUGAACUUCUCGAAUGCUAGUAACCUGCACUUCGGCUCCGUCUACAACAUCAACCAGAACCUGAGCGCCAGCAGCUCGCGAAAGGGAAGCACCUGUGCCGCGGAGGAGCCACUUGCCUCACCCGAGGGCAAGCCGCGGAGCCAUGGGACACGCAAAACGGUUAGCAUUGUGACCAUGAUGCAGUCGCAGGAGGAGCCGGAUGUCCGUUUGCUCGACGUGGUGUCCACACAUCUGGGCGAGGGAUGGAAGCAGGUGAUGCGAGACCUGGGCCAGUCGGAGGGUCAGAUCGAUCAGGCCAUUAUCGAUCACCAAAUGCACGGCAAUAUCAGAGAGGUGAUUUACCAGUUGCUGCUGCAGUGGGUUCGGAGCUCGGAGGACGGUGUAGCCACCGUCGGACGUCUCACUACGCUGCUGUGGGAGUCCCAGCAUCGCGACUGUGUGCAGCGCAUGAAACUGGUUUGGAAGGCACUGGAGAAGCGCAAGACGAACAGCUAGCCAGUGAGUAGGACUCUUCAGCAACGAUUCCAGAACGAAAACGAUGCAUUCGGAGCAGCCUCUCGAUGUUUAAGCUUGCGAGAGGGUGGAGACUGGGAAGGUAGCCCAACCGACGAUUGCCAGAUCCACAGUGGCCUUUGCUGAACGACAUCGAGCGGUGGAGAGAGAAGAACAUGAGGCGAUAUGUGUGCAAUAUUUGUUUUAUUAAUCCGACCCUUCGAAUAAGUGCCUAGAUGAUUUCAUUUACUAUUCCUACACCAGUUUUAUCUUUAAGAUGUGAUAUCUAUGUCGAAAAGGACACCAGCACUUGGAGUUAGCAUUUUGAAGCAUUUUUGUAAGGUGUAUACAAAUAUAAGCUUUAUUGUUACGUAA